CAUUUCAUAAAGUAUGGUCGAUUAUUAGUGCAGGCUACCCAUCUUCAAUAAACUACUUUUUUAAAUUGAAAGUGUGAAGAAGCGGAAAAGAUUCAUUCUUCUUUCUUGCGGAAGAAAAAGGAAGAAGAGAAGAGAAGAGUAGGAGAAUCUGUUCUGGGUUUUCUCCUCUUCGCCUAGCUCGAAGACCCUUUCGUUGAAUCUUCUUAAUUGAGGGUUUCGAAGGAUGAUGGUAGCUAAAAGCUUCGAUCUUUGGCAAAAGGAUGUCUUUUUCUCCGCCGCCGAGGAGGUUCAACAAUCUGCCGAUACGAUGGAAUCUGCAUAUAGGCUUUGGGUUAAAGAGAAGAGAGAAAGUGGUCGAGUCUCUGUAGAAUCAGACCACCUCUGCAAUGAACUUCAAGCAGCUUUGAGCACAGCUAAAUGGCAGCUGGAAGAGUUUGAGAGGGCAGUGAGGUUGAGCCAUGGGCGUUGUCGAGACGACACCACGUUGACUAGGCACAAACAGUUUGUCUCCGCUAUCGAAAACCAGAUUCAUCGAGUGCAGUCUGCUUUGAGUGAGAACGGGGAACAGCCUUUGCGUUGGGUGGAUCUUAACAAAGAGGAGCGUGAUGACCUUGCCAUGUUUCUGUCUGGAUCUUCUCAGACGUCUGAGAGUUUCAGCAGUGAAAGCAUCAACUUGAGUAGAUGUUACGGUGAGAGGACUCCCGACUGUGUGAUAGACAUUGACGACGAGAGAGGUAGCCCUGAAAGUGCUGGUAAUAGAAACGGUGCAAGAAGAACAUGGAGUUCACCUGAUAUUAGCGCGUUGAGGAUUAAUGUUCCUCUUGAAGAAGAGGAGAAUAAGAGAUAUGUGUCAGACAUCGAAGCUACUCCUAAAGAAAAAGGAUAUAAGCCUCUGUUUUGGAUGCAGAGAUGUCGUGAUUAUAACCUGCUCUUUGACAGAGUCAGAUACUAUCAAAGGCGGUUUGGGGUUCCAUUUAGUAGACCGGUUCGCAUUCCAUUUAACCGACCGGUUCAGCUCAUUCUUUCCUUGGCGUUACUAUUGUUUCUUCUAUUACUCUUUCGAGUUUAUUAAUCUUGAGAACUGAAACUCUCAAGAACACUUGACAGAUUAUUGCGUGUUGGUCACACAAAUUAGAUGCUACAUGAUUCAACGUCCCUCAAGAAGGGCGAGAGAUUAAAAAAAAAGAAGGCUUUGUCAAGAACCAAAGGAGAACAAGCUUGGUUAUUUUUAUUUAUCUCGUAACCUCAGGGAACAUAUGAUAGGAACCUGUAAAAGACAGUUGUAGAUCUUAUUUGUAAAACUUGAAGCUACGUUUCUAAAGAAAACCAAUGUGUGUUGUGUUCAGCGAUACAUCUCCAGUGUUUGUUUGCCUCCUUCA
Molecule: messenger RNA, 1379 nt
Organism: Brassica rapa (field mustard)
Lineage: Eukaryota; Viridiplantae; Streptophyta; Magnoliopsida; Brassicales; Brassicaceae
Biological process (GO): Golgi vesicle transport
Cellular component (GO): membrane
Source: RefSeq, a predicted model, not a curated record